Molecule: messenger RNA, 1579 nt
Organism: Pseudogymnoascus destructans
Lineage: Eukaryota; Fungi; Ascomycota; Leotiomycetes; Thelebolales; Thelebolaceae
Exons: 3
Coding region: 1-1467 (488 amino acids)
Molecular function (GO): FAD binding; oxidoreductase activity
Source: RefSeq, a predicted model, not a curated record
AUGAAGCUGCCAGCACUACUCUCCCUCGGCUUCCUAGCCGCCUCCAUUAACGCCACCACCCCCCUACUAAACUGCCUCUCCAGCGCCCAUGUCCCCUUCAUCACCCCCACCUCCCCCACCUGGCCCCUCUUCGCCUCCCCCUUCAACAGUCGCGUAACCUACAUCCCCGCCGCAAUCAUCAUCCCCAUCUCCACCUCCCAGCUCGCCGCCGCUGUCGCCUGUGGCGCCGCGCACAAAGUCAAGGUAACCCCGAAGGCAGGGGGCCACUCAUACGCCUCUCUCGGUUUAGGGGGGGAGGAUGGCCAUUUAGUGAUUGAGCUUGAUGAGAUGGCCGGUGUGAGUUUGAAUCGGGAGAUGGGAAUAGCGACAAUCGGGCCGGGGGCGAGGUUGGGUGAUGUUGCGACGGGGAUCUAUAAUCAGGGGAAGAGGGCGUUUUCACACGGGACGUGUCCAGGUGUCGGGAUCGGGGGCCAUGUCUUGCAUGGGGGCUACGGUAUGUCAUCGCGCAAUCACGGGUCCGCGCUCGACUGGGUGGAUAGCAUGACCGUCGUGCUCGCCAAUGCAAGCGUAGUUGAUUGCUCCGCUCACCUGCACCCUUCUCUAUUCUUUGCAAUGCUAGGUGCAGGGUCGAGUUUUGGGAUCGCGACCGAGUUUCGGUUUAGGACGUUUGAGGCGCCGGAGGUAGUGACGUGGUUUUCUGCCGCGCUGCCGUGGGAUGGGGAGACGGCGGUGGAGGGGCUAGAGGAGUUGGAGUUGUUUACGAGGUAUAGAAUGCCAUCGGAGCUGAAUAUGCGGCUCAUGGCAUCGGUGAAUGGGAGUUCGCUGGAUGGUGUUUUCUAUGGAGAUAGGGCGGGGUUGGAUGGUGCGCUGGGUCCGUUUUUGGACAAGGUGAAUGGGAGUAUUGCAAGGGCUGGGACUACGGGGUGGAUUGGUGGGUUGGAGCAUUUUUCGGAAUCUGCUACGGGGUUGAUUGUACCGGAGCCUUAUAAUAUUCACGACACUUUCUACGCCAAGAGCCUCACGCUGACGGGGCUAAAUGGCACGUCGGCUGAGAAUUUCGUGGACUACUGGUUUAACGUCGCGUUCAACGUGGAUCGGAUAUGGUGGUUCCAACUCGACCUGCACGGCGGGGCAAACGCAGGCGUCUGGGAGCAUGAUGAUGGGGUGACGUCGUAUGCGCACAGGGAUAAGUUGUACAUCAUCCAGUUUUACGACAGAGUGAUAGGGCAGCCGUAUCCGGCGAGCGGCUUCCAGUUUCUAGACGGCUGGUGGGAUGCUACGACGGAGCCGCUAAAUUGGGGAGAAUGGGGGAUGUAUGUCAAUUAUGCGGAUGCGAGGUUGGGGCGGCGGGAGGCGGAGGAGCUGUAUUGGGGGAAGAAUGUUCCAAGGCUGCGGGAGAUCAAGGCGCAGGUUGAUCCGGGAGAGCUUUUUUUUAAUCCGGUUUCGAUUGAGCCGGCAAGGGGGUAGGUGAAUCUUCGAAUAUAGCAGCAGGCUGAGAUGAUCUAUGGCGCUCGUUAGGUACUACGAAAUGUCUAAGGAUUGUUUGAGUCCACAAGUGUUUUGCACUGUAUCAUGGUAU